Molecule: messenger RNA, 333 nt
Organism: Purpureocillium takamizusanense
Lineage: Eukaryota; Fungi; Ascomycota; Sordariomycetes; Hypocreales; Ophiocordycipitaceae
Exons: 3
Coding region: 1-333 (110 amino acids)
Source: RefSeq, a predicted model, not a curated record
AUGAAGCCCAGUCUCAGCGCCGUCGUGUACAUCCUGUUCGCCGCAGAAUCGGUCUCUGGCCGAAUCCUCAAGAGGCGAUAUUACAAGAGGAAUAACGAGGAGUAUUGGGCUAUGGAUGGUACUUGCGACGCCAAGACCAACAUGUGCUCGUACAGAAAGACGUGCCACGGCGGUACAGAGUUUUGCCAAUUCCCGGGCGAGCGCUGGGAAAAAUUGCACUUUGACGCCAAAACAUAUCAUAAGCCUUGUUUUGAUGGCCCAAAGGAGAGGUGCUACCGGACUGGCGACUAUUGCAACGGCCACGGGGAGAAGCAUGCGCAGACUUGCACGUAG